Messenger RNA from Thunnus maccoyii (southern bluefin tuna), 1817 nucleotides. Its product is annotated as zinc finger protein 385D-like. Gene Ontology annotation, cellular component: nucleus. Gene Ontology annotation, molecular function: nucleic acid binding; zinc ion binding. Bases 114 to 1292 code for a protein of 392 amino acids. The record is from RefSeq and is a predicted model, not a curated record. NCBI's taxonomy places the organism in Eukaryota, Metazoa, Chordata, Actinopteri, Scombriformes, Scombridae. The transcript has 8 exons.
GAGAGAUAGAGAGGAGAGAGACUGUAGAGGAGAAGACUCAAGCCUAAUCUCUGCCUGGAGAUGAGAGACACUUCUAUCAAACACUGAACAACCGGAUAUCUGUCGGUGCCGCCAUGUAUUUCGGCAAUGUGUGUCACAGUGUUCUGCCACCGCUGGCUCGAACCACGCUGGGCAGGACUCAGCCCUCCCCAGACCCGAAACCCCUCCUCCCCUUCCACCUGCUGCCUGGAUUCACUGACAUGGAUCAUGUCCAUAAAGCUCUGAUUGGCCCAGGAUUCAGGCUAAGCUCACCGCUGAAGAGGAAGCCCAGUUCCUGUGGAGUCUGCCGACUGAGGUUCAACUCUGAGGCACAGGCUUCUUCCCAUUAUAGUGGCACCAAACAUGCGAAAAGGCUGAAAUCUCUGGAUGCUCCAGAUUCUAAGAUCAGGACCUCUGAACCGGUCACCAAGGAAACCACAUCUCAAAUCCUCUCAUCACCCUGCUCACAGCCCUCCAGCUUUGACACAACAUCAGGAGAGCCCUCAGCCCCAAACCCUACCUCAGAGGCGGCACCGUCAAGCGGCGGACCCAAUGAAACUGUGAAAGUGCCGUCCAACCCCUCCCUGUCACCCUGCCCAAGUAUGACAGAGAAAGAAACACCAAAAGACGGAGACGUAGAGGUGGCUCCAGAGGAGACGGAAGAAGAGAAAGCUAUACGCCUUCUCUACUGCUCACUCUGUAAAGUGGCUGUCAACUCCGCCUCCCAGCUCCAAGCCCACAACAGUGGCACUAAACACAAGACAAUGUUGGAGGCGAGAAGUGGUGACGGAGCCAUCAAGUCCUUUCCGAGGACGGGAGUCAAGGCCAAGUUGGCUGCGCCGUCUGAGUUGUCAACUGGACUCCAGAAUAAAACUUUCCACUGUGAGAUCUGUGAUGUGCAUGUCAACUCUGAGACUCAACUCAAACAGCACAUUAGCAGUAGGAGACACAAGGACAGAGCAGCAGGUAAACCAGCCAAGCCGAAGUUCAGCCCCUACACUCCCACCCAGCGUCACCAGAGUUUCCAGGCAAUUCGUCUGGCUCUACAGAAGAGCCAAGACCUGACCAAACCUCUGGCCUCGUGUGUCCUACAACGUCAGCUUUCUGUUGUCACCGCCGCCGCCAUGGCAACGCUACCCCCUUUCCCUGUCAGGCCCGCCUCAAGCUCGAGCCCCGCCCUAUUUCACAGUCAGCCCCUCCCCCAGGCCCUGCUGCAUCCGGCCCCUGGGCCCAUCUGUUCAACACACUCGCCGGUUCUGUUUUCCCCCUACUGACCCAGUCUGCAUCUCAAUCAGCUAAAAGCAGAACUGAGGCCUGAACAAGAUGUGAUAUAAGACAGUGCUGACUGUACUCCACAUGCCAGCAGAUACUGUGGGUGUCAGGGGCCAGGACUGAAGACUAUUUGCUGGGGCCAAAACCAUAAAGCAUCAGUUAGGUUGGGAUGGAGGAUGUACACAGCUGCAAAUGAGUAAAAACAGAGUAUUUUAUGAUAUGUGAGAGAGUGUGUGUGUGCGUGUGUGUGUGUGCAGGUGCAUGCACAGAUAUAGACAUCAGAGAGGUACAACUUUUUACAGCUCCAUUCCAUUAAGUUUUAUAAAUGGUGAUAAUCUGUAAAAUAUUCUUAAAAUGGACUGCGGUUUAAUUCAGUGAAUUUUAAGAAAGAUGCAGAAUGUUGAGCUUCCAUGAUGAUUAUAACUGUGUGUGUUUGUGUGUGCAGAUAUGCAUAUAAGUAUGAAUGUCAACCAGAGCAUGCUUGACUCAAGAUGUUUAUUAUUUUCCAAUAAACAAUACUCAUGUUC